Molecule: messenger RNA, 1108 nt
Organism: Talaromyces proteolyticus
Lineage: Eukaryota; Fungi; Ascomycota; Eurotiomycetes; Eurotiales; Trichocomaceae
Exons: 3
Coding region: 460-954 (164 amino acids)
Source: RefSeq, a predicted model, not a curated record
CAGCCACCGGUUUUCUUCUAUUUGUUGCUUUUCUUAUUAUUCGUCAAAGCAUGUGUCUCAAAGCUCCCCAGCACACGCAGCUGAUUCGUGCAAUGCCGCCGCUCCGCCCAGUGGAAGUCCGACAAUCCAAACAACUGGAUAAACAACUGAUUAAACAACGUCAUAGUCACAGAACUCCGCAACUAGUUUUGGGACCAUGCAUUAAUCCCGCAUCAUUGUCUUGGCUUGUCGUGCCGUACAUACUAUUAUUAAAUAUUAUUAGCCAGCGUCGACAGCAUCUCACAUCUAGAGCUGACUCAUAUAUAAACCCUCCGGAUCCUGUGUCUCUUUAUCUGGUGAAACACAUUCCCUGUUAAACAAUUUACCAAACAACCGAGUUGCCUCUUAUAUCAAAGUCCUCCGAGUUCCUUCUACCCCUCGAGACUACCAACUACAGCACAACCAAAUCUCUCCACUAAAAUGCUCUUCUCCCAAAUUGUCUUGACGGCGGCCUCGCUGGCUGCCAGCGUCAUCGCGGCACCUAACGAGUUCCGUAUCAAGACCGUCUCGAGCUCUGCCUCCAAAAACGGCCUCUACGUCGAAUCCUACCACACCGGCGCCGGCCUCGCCGACCCCGUCCUGACUACAAGCACUGCCAACGCCGGAAAAUUCUACCUCAACAACACAUACUUGCAGCAGGAUAUUGGCCAGGAAUUCUCAUACGGGUUUGAGCUUGGUGGUGCCACCAACUACGCAGGCUGGGAAUUUGUUGAAGUCAACGCUGGCCAGGGUGUCCCUGGCUUCGUGGUUCAGAAUGGCAACAUUGUCUGGAAUUCGACCGAAUCCACCGGCUGGCUCGCCUGCGACUGGUGGCACGGCGCUCCUCAACUGUUCUGGUCCGUUGCAUAUGAGAACUUCACACGCCCUAUCAGCUGCAGCACUGUCAGCUUGACACAGGAAUUCAUCAGCUCUUGAACGCAAUGAUUACGAUAAUUAUGAUGCAUGGCUCUUGAAUUAUGUUUGAAAUGAGCGAUAUUGACGCGUUGACCUGCAUUUGCUGUUUACCCGGCUUGGAAGUGCCGUUUAGAUAGAACCUAACUCUAAUGAAAUAUGAAAAAAUUUGAAAAAA